AUGCCAACUUGGAGGGUAGUGGAUGUUUUGCCAGAUUUUGCACUUGUUCCAGGUCAUGCAAUACAAAAGUUUUGGACAUUUUUUACUGCAGGAUUCUUGGAAACUGACCCUAUAUCAUUAACAGGAAGUGUUAUAACAAUGGUAGCAUGUGGAAAAUAUUUAGAAAGAGCUUGGGGAUCAAAGGAUUUUUUGAAAUUUGUCGGAAUAAUUCAUAUUGGCGUUACUUUAGCAACUUUUUUAACAUACUUAUUGGAAUAUACUAUUACUGGCGAUGAAUAUUAUUUGUUAGAAGUACAGGCGAAUGGGAUGGUUGGUGUUAUAUGUGGAUUUUUAGUUGCAUUAAAACAACUUGUGCCUGAACAUUUGGUCCGAACUCCAUUAUCAAUCCGUGUCAAGCAUUUUCCCGCCAUAUUUGUCAUAUUUAGUUUUGCUUAUUUCCUCAUAUUCGAAGCGCAAUCGCAAUUUUUAUUUGUGAUAUAUGGAUGGAUCAUAUCUUGGACAUACAUUAGAUUUUUCAAAAUGCAAGAUGGAUUACGUGGAGAUCGUAGUGAAACUUUUUCAAUCGCUAGUUUUUUUCCAGAAUUCAUGCAACCACCUAUCAAAAUCAUCUCAAAAUUAGUGUUCAAUAUCUUGGUUUUAUUGAGAUGUUGUAAACCGAUAAAAAGACGACGAUUUGGCUUUGAUUUGGAAAAUUCUUUACAUGUUAAUGCAUCUCCUAUGCCAGGAAGUGCGAGGGCUGAGGCCGAAAGACGAAGGGCAUUAGCACUUAAAGCAUUGGACAAACGUCUACAUUCAACAAAUAAUAAACCAAGUUAUGGUCCUACAUUCCCAUUUCCAUUUAUAUUACCAGAUUCAAAACGUUCAACAGGAGAAUCUGCCGCGACUUCAACAAUAAAUAGUAAUUCAAAAACUUCUAAUGACCAUUCAUCCUCGCAUGUGGAAUCUGUAACACCUGGUGUAUCUUCCGAUUCGGUUUUGUUUGAUGCAAAAGAACAUUUGGAUGAGAAAACUUUAUAA
Messenger RNA from Cetraspora pellucida, 1017 nucleotides. The record is from the annotation of a GenBank genome assembly. Lineage: Eukaryota; Fungi; Glomeromycota; Glomeromycetes; Diversisporales; Gigasporaceae.